Numida meleagris (helmeted guineafowl) is the source of this 7314-nucleotide messenger RNA. RefSeq names its product VANGL planar cell polarity protein 1 (gene VANGL1). The transcript has 8 exons. The record is from RefSeq and is a predicted model, not a curated record. Gene Ontology annotation, biological process: multicellular organism development. Gene Ontology annotation, cellular component: plasma membrane. Lineage: Eukaryota; Metazoa; Chordata; Aves; Galliformes; Numididae. The coding region runs from base 321 to 1904 and encodes 527 amino acids.
AGGGAUGGGGCGGUGCCGGGCACAGGAAGCGGAAAGCGGCGGCGACUACGGCCGCCGCCGGGGGAAGGCGGCGGGGCACGGCGGCAGGUCGGUGCCGGCCGAGCGGCAUGGGGCGGCGGCGGGAGGCAGGCCGAUCGUGAGGAGCAGAGCUCCAUCCUGCCUCUGGAAGGACUCCUUGCAAGUGAAGCGCGCUCAUUCCCCAAGGACCAGGCCUCACUGAUGACUGGGCAGCAGAGGGUACUCAGGAAAGCACUUUUAUCACGGACUCCACCUCAGGAGCACCAGUAACUCGUCUUCUAAGCAAAAUCUUUGCAGACCCCAUGUCUACUGCAAUGGAUACAGAAUCGACGUAUUCAGGAUACUCCCACUACUCAGGUCACUCCAAAAAAGCUCACAGACAAGGGAGUCGGGACAGGCACAAAUCACCACGAAGCAAAGAUGGCAGUCGGUCUGAGAAGUCCGUCACUAUCCAGACACCUCCUGCAGAACCACUGCUCGGAAACGACGCCUCUCGAACAGAGGAGGGCCAGGAUGACAACUGGGGUGAGACCACAACAGCAAUCACAGGUACCUCUGAGCACAGCAUUUCCCAGGAGGACAUAGCCAGGAUCAGUAAGGAUCUGGAGGACAGCGUUGGGUUGGACUGCAAACGUUACCUGGGUUUAACAGUGGCAGCUGUUCUUGGACUCCUCGUCUUCCUUACCCCCAUCGCCUUCAUUCUAUUGCCCCAGAUCCUGUGGAGGGAUGAUCUGGAGCCGUGUGGUACUGUCUGUGAGGGACUGUUCAUCUCUGUGGCAUUUAAACUCCUCAUUCUCCUGAUUGGGACCUGGGCUCUGUUCUUCCGUCAGCCCAAGGCAGACAUACCAAGGGUGUUUGUGUUCCGGGCCCUGUUGUUGGUCCUCAUCUUCCUGUUUGUGUUUUCCUACUGGCUUUUUUAUGGCGUUCGCAUCUUGGACUCGAAGGACACCAACUACCAAGGAAUAGUGCAGUAUGCAGUGUCUCUGGUGGAUGCGCUGCUCUUCAUUCACUACUUGGCCAUUGUCCUGCUAGAGCUACGGCAGCUGCAGCCCAUGUUUACUGUCAAGGUAGUUCGUUCAACAGAUGGAGAAUCACGAUACUACAGCUUGGGGCACUUGAGCAUUCAGCGAGCUGCACUGGUGGUUCUGGAAAAUUACUACAGAGAUUUCCCCGUCUACAACCCAGCAUUGUUAACAGCCUCCAAAUCCCGUGCUGCCAAGCACAUGGCUGGCCUGAAGGUCUACAAUGUUGAUGAAGGCCCAGGGAACAACGCCUCGGGGCAGUCCCGUGCCAUGAUCGCAGCCGCAGCCCGGCGCAGGGACUCCAGCCACAACGAGCUCUACUACGAAGAGGCCGACCACGAGCGCCGAGUUAAAAAGCGUCGUGCGAGGCUUGUGGUUGCAGUAGAGGAGGCUUUCACUCAUAUCAAACGCCUCCAGGCAGAGGAACAGCAGAAAGCUCCAGGAGAGAUGAUGGACUCCCGAGAAGCAGCCCAGGCAAUCUUCCCCUCCAUGGCAAGAGCUCUGCAGAAGUACCUUCGCACCACCCGCCAGCAGCAGUACCACAGCAUGGAGAGCAUCCUGCAGCACUUGUCCUUCUGCAUCACCAAUAACAUGACACCAAAGGCAUUCCUGGAGCGUUACCUCAGCCCCGGCCCAACCCUCCAGUACGACAGGGAUCGCUGGUUCUCCAAGCAGUGGACACUCGUUAGCGAGGAAGCAGUCACAAGCGGGUUGCAAGACGGAAUUGUUUUUGUCCUCAAGUGCUUGGACUUCAGCCUCGUUGCUAAUGUGAAGAAAAUCCCCUUCAUCAAACUCUCGGAAGAGUUCAUAGACCCUAAAUCUCAUAAAUUUGUCCUUCGCUUACAGUCCGAGACUUCAGUCUAAGGGAUUUUGAGGGUGGGUUGUUUAGAGAUUUUUUUUUUUUUUUCAAUAUUGUGCUUUUGGGUUUCAUUUCCCCAAUGCUGACUGAAACUGGCAGAUGAUGGACCAGUAAUAUUUGACCAUCUGCACUUUAUUUGGAAAGGGGUGGAGGGAGCUGGGAUAUCUUAUCUAGAAAGGAAUAUCUUAAGAGGCGACAGGGUGACUUGGCUUGGUUAGCUCAGCCUUGGAGACAGAACAGAUUUUUUUUUCCCCUUUCCAGGCAUAUUGUAAAUCUCACGCUCUCUUUCUGUGCACACUUGCAACGUCUGUAUUUCUGUUGGAAUGCUGCCUUACGCCCUGUGUGUGUGUGCACUUUUCUGUCUCUGCUUUUGCUACCUGAAUCUCUUUCUGAGUACAGGCUGCUCACCUCUCCACUACAGAAGUCUGCUUGUCAGAGGGAACUUGCAGAUUCUUUUCACGUGGGAAGGGGAGAUUGUGAGAGAUUUCCUUCUAUCAGCUACAUAAUCUUAAGACUGAAGAUCUGUUUAUUUUUUUCCUACUCUCCAUGUGUCCUCUUAUCAGUGCUGGACCUAUGUGAACAUAGUGGGAUGGUUUUGCUGUCUGUUUCUGUCUCUGUGAAGUUGCUUGUCUCGACCUGGAUCAGCCCAUCUUGCCACUCUUCCAAAUUCUUUUUAGCAGUGCUUCUUAGUGAAACAGUUCUGCAUGCCACAGCUCCCUUUUCUCUCACUAUUUCGUCCCUCCUGCUUGUCCCCCUCCUUUGCCAGGCGCUCCCAAAGCUCCCCAGUCUGCUUUCAAAACGUGUUUCUCUAGCCCCAGUGCCCUCGGGGUCUGCCUUACCACUUCUUCCUCUCACAGCUGCGGGGGCUGCACAUUUGCACAGGGUGGGUAAGUAGCUGGCUCCUUCCCAGAUGCAUCACAGACACUGCUACGUCUGCAGCCCUGCAGAGGGGAAGAAGAGAGCACACAGGAAUGUAUCCCUCAAUGUCCAAGGGCUUCAGUGUGUCUGGAAGACAGACAGGCAAAAGCACUUCCCUCCUCGAGGAGGGGAGCCAGGGAAGGGCUGGCUCUGCCACCUCCUCUUGCUUUGAAGAACCGCUGCAAUCUUGAAAUGCUGCAGUGUGUCCUUCCCCACCUUCAGCUAUAGCUGGGAAAUACCAAACUGUCUGAAUGCUGAAAAGAUGCCUACCUUUCUUGGCCUUUUUCUGUUGCGGGGGUCUCUCCUCAGUGCCAGGAUAGCCUGGUGUUUCUCUGUUCCUGGGAGAGAUGCUUAGCUCUUAAAACUGCAGUUUUGUCUUGAAAGCCUUCUUUGCCCAUCAGUGCAUAACUUCUGUGUUGUCUGAGUCUUGUGGGGUUUUGAAAGGUUUCUUUGUAAGAUGAGCCUGUGUCUGGAUGCUAGCGCUGAGCAUUGUGUGACUCCAGAGCCAACUCCAGGCCUGGUGGUGACCUGUCUUCGAGCAGACCCCUCCUAGAGGCUCUGCUCUGCUCUGCGGUGACGGAUUCAAGUGGAAACACUGGAUUCAUCCUUCCCAGUCUUUUGCCAUGCAAAGAUCUGUAUCUAGCAUGAGCCAACCUGCCUUCCAUGCAGAUCUCCUACUGUAAAGGGCCCUGUUUGCAAGGUACACCCAAUGUCUUUCACUGCAUUAUCUUCUGUGGGGUCCCAUGAUAGCCCCUCACAGCCCUUUUUGCCUUCCCCUGGCCUUUCUUGGGCUACAUCAUCAGUCCACUGGGCUGCUUCCUUGCUCCAGCAGCGGUAGUUGAGAAGGAGCCACAUGUCCAACAGCACCAGUUGGUCCUCUUGGGGUCAAGGGAGCUACCAGCCACCCAAACUCCCUGGUGAGGGAGGGUCCCAGGUGGAGAUUCCCCCAGCCAAGUGUCACCCGUGGUCUCUGCAGCCUCCUCCUGCUGGCACCUUUCACCUGAAUGUGUAAUACUCAUCUCCGUCCUGUGGUCUCCAUGUGAUGUGCCAGAAUUGAUUGUGAAGAAACAAAAUGUGCAUGAUGGGACCAGGCCUAUCUAUGCCCCUUAAAGGAUAAGAAGUAGGUAGAGUUUUCUUUGUCUAAACUCAACAUCUGAGUUUCUUUCUAGGUCAGACUUCCUUGUAGUCUGUGUUUGUACGGGGAUUUUUUUUUUACUGACUGUGGCCUUUGCAGUAUUUUAGUUUGAAAGAACACAGAUUUAUUCCCUCCUUAAGAACAAACAAAAAAGGUGAUGGAGCAUAUGGUAUCUCACAUGUAGCUCUCCUAAAGAUGUAUAUAUUAGGCUUUUAUGAUGUGCAUUACCAGCCAUGGCAGGAGAGACUGGCAGUAGCUUGGGCACUAUGAGGCACUUCUGCCUGUGGCUGAACUGGCUCAGAUGUGUGUGGCCAGAGAGAGAACCGCCAUGCCGGGAGCUUGGGCGUGCCGCACACAUGGGAGCACCUUGGUUUGGGCACUGCUCCAUAAAACCUUCCUUUCCCAGGAUUUCCUCUCCCCGACGAACGGCUUGUCUGACAGUAUCUGCUCAGGAAACUCAUGUCUUAAUCCUUAGUUGCAUUGAAUCCUUAAACACAUGAAAAGCCAGACGGAAGCAGUGCGUGCUCACUCCGGGUCUGCUUCCUAAUCUGUGCUGCCUUCUCUGCUGUCAGCAGGGCCAGCUCCUGCUUUAAACAUUCUUCCCAGUGUCGAGGUGAAUGCUUUGCUUGAUAAAAUCUGAAGGGGGGAGCUUCACCUCUCAAACAGUCUGCUUACUGCAGAGCUGCAACCUGUUCAGGGCUGAGUACAGGCUAUAAGGGAACCUGAACUCCUGGGUAUUCCCAGGUUUUUUUUAAUGAUGUUUUAUUUCUCCGGUUCUCUGUCUGGGGGCUUGUUUCCCCUCCCCAUGCGAAAUCAAGGGACCACGAUCAUACCUACCUCACUGGGGUGUUGCGAGGCUAAACUCAAUGCAUCGCGAAGUGCUUUGAAAUCCACGUGUGGAUCUGUGGAGUCUGUAGGAACUCAGACUCUUUGUAAAAAUUCUAAGCAGUGAGAGCAGACUGGUUUGUUUAACUCUGUUUAUAGCCAGCUAAUGAGUAAGAAUUGAGUCACAGGGAACAAAGCUCUAAUCCAAAUCCUGCAGUCCUUACUCCUGGAAGGCUUGCCAAGAGCUGAGCAUAAAUAAGGCUUGUACAGUUUGCCAGCCGAGCACAGGCUGCCUCCCUCCAAAUGCCUCCUAUUCUGCAUCAUCUCCUUGUGUAUACUUCUCCCUCCUGUCUCCCAAGCCUGUAUGCUCGUACCUAACUGGGAAGUGAUUUUUAGAAAUGAGUGGUUUUUGAGAUAACCAUUUGUGGUGGUGAAGCUGAGCACGUGCCCCUCAGAGGAGGACCUUAUGCUGGACCAUUCAACAGAGUAUCGUGUUGGCCCACUCCUCUUUUCCGUGUGUAAUUCUCAAGUAUGCUGCUCAGACAGUUUAAAGACUCAUAUUUGUUACAGCCUAAAUCCAAAACCAUUCUGAGAUCUUCCAAAACCAGAUGCAACAAAGACUUUCAGCUGCUUCAAGGCAGAUGGAAAUGACUGUGGGUUUCCACAAAGGCUGACUCUCUCUUUCAUGGCUGAAGAGUGGAAAGUUAGGAUUUCUUGCAGCCUCUAGGAGCACAGGGGUAGUAGACCUUGGCACCCACACGCCCUACUGGCAGCAGAGUAGCUGCUUAGGGUGUACUGUGCACGGAAGAGUGGCACAGCAAGGUCAGCUCCAGAGUACACCCUACUUUGGGGUUGUGCUUGGCUCUUUCAAGGCAGCAAGAGAAAUCCACUCUGGAGCAGCAUCUUGGAGACAGAUUUCAGCUUUUCCUCUGGCGUUCAGCUACCUCUGAAGUCUUCAUGCCAGCAGAUCCGGUCACUCCACCCUGCUAGCUGUGUUCUGUUGAGUCCUCUGCUGAGGAAGAACAACUACCAGGUGGGAUGUGAGGUGCUGGCCUGUGGUUUGGAGCCUGGGACAGAUUGGGGUAAGGCACAAGUCUGGGGGAGAGCUGAACAAAUUGCAGCCCGCAAAGAGCUUUUCCCCUUUUGCUUUGAGAUGUUCCACACAAAGUGUAGGGAUUCUGCUGUUACCAAGCAUGCCAAAAGCUGUGGAGAAGCAGUUUCUAAAACUGGCUGUGCAGAAGUAGCUUGUAAAAAUCUUGUUUAAGAUGUGCUUGUUCCAACACUCAUUAGUGAAGAAACUGGAAAGAUCUGUACUAUGCAAAAUGUGGAAACCUACUCAGGCCAAUUUCAUCUUGCUCACAGAAACUUUUACAUCUCCUCUUUUUUAAAGGUAAAUAAAAAAUCGUGCAGUCUUUUGGAAGAUGCUGCUGUCUGGCCCCAGGCUCUGCUCAGCUCUGCCCUGCCAUCCGAGAGGUGUUUUGAGAUGUUUGUACAGAUGUCUGUUUUCUCAUUCAGCUUGUGCAUAGAUGUGCUUCUCCCUUUAUAGGUGUAUGCAUUAUACAUGUCUAAAGCCUCGAGCCAGGCUUGGUGGUUCAGUGUUUGAAUUGUGAAGAAGGAAGCACUCUUGGGAUCAGAUUCUUUUGUUGUUUUUGUUUUGUUUUGUUUUUAAUAAUCUGUUCUCCUAAAAGAGAGGGCUCUCUUUGAGCCUGGAUGUCUCCUUUAGGAACGUGCAUCCUUCUGUGCUGGGGCUGCUGCGUCGGAUAGGUGGUGACCAAAAGUUGCUGUUUCCAACUGCUGGUGUGGAUCUCAUUGAGUUUACUCCAGAUGGGUCCCCCCAGCACCAGUUUAUCUGCCUGUCUGCUUCCCUCCAAGAGGUGGUGUGUGCUGAUCCAUGAGCUGCAGUGCAGCCCCGUGGGCAGUGCAUGAUGCUGGGGGGUGUGCUCUGCUACCCUGCAGCUGCUUCCCUUGGCAGCUUCCACCAGUGCUGACGGAGCUUGGGAGCAUCUCCUGCCUGCACAUGGGGAUGCUGCGGCUUGCUGCCUGCACAGACCCUGCUGUGAAGGGAUCUUAAACUCUUCUGUGCCUGUUUCUUUGAUUCAGCAUUAUUGUGUCUUUGGGUAGGCGGGCAGCCAGCUCUCUUCCCGCACCCUUUUUGAUCACUGUGUAAUACUCUUUUUCUACACAUACUGUGUAUAGUGAGAUGGGUUUUGCAAAGGUUUUCUAAUUAACAGACACUAACCAGCAUUUCUUUUUUUCUUUUCCCCUCCUUUUUGCACAUGUGACUUUAACUGCGAUGGUACAUGGUCUUUCUGUUCUUUUCUAAUCAUGGACUUAAGUAAGCAAAUUCCUGGUCUCUGUGACAUUAAUGCACUGUGUGUCUCGUCUAGUAAGUUGUUCUGUUCCAAGCUGGGUUCUCUUCAGUUAUAGCUGGAUGGGUUUUUGUUGUUUUUAAACUGAAACAUAAAACCGUUUUACACUUUGCAUAUUUUGUACAGUAAAAUUCUGGAAAUAAACUGAAACCAGAUUUGAUUGUCCCA